This is a messenger RNA of Vitrella brassicaformis, 2268 nucleotides long. The record is from the annotation of a GenBank genome assembly. Lineage: Eukaryota; Vitrellaceae.
CGUGAAUCUUGUGACGAGAGGUUGUACAGAUGGACUCAAUCACAGCGGCGGCCAACAUGGCCAAGUGUGCCAAGGAGAAGAAUGAAUGCAUGAAUGAGUGCGCGAGAUCUGUUUGUUCUCUCCGUGUGUGAUGUGCAGCACCAUCAUCGGGAGUGGCAUUCUUGGCCUUAGUGCAUGUGCAGACGCGGGGGGUGUGCUUCUCUAUUCGGUGUUCUUGGUGGCAGCGUGUCUUUCCACAAUCACCGGUAACAAACCUAUGGCGGCAUCCUCAAUGCCCCCGUCCAUCUGUCUGUCUGUCUGUCUGUGUUGUCUUUGCUUGGUGUGGACGACGUCUGGACAGGUGUGCUGUUUCUUGUUGGCGCGUCAGAGAUGUCGUCAUCGGCCAAGUCCUAUGAGUCCCUCGCAUCGACCGCCAUGGGGCCGACAGGCGUCUUAAUUACCACUGCAGCCGUCCUGGUGCAGUGCCUGGGAGCAAUGACCAGGUACCAGUACGGGUGUGAUCAACCAACCAGCCCUCACACACUGAUGAAUGCCUUCAAGUGUUACGUCCGUGCUUGUGUGUCUGGUGUCUUUCUUCAGCUACCUGAUGAUACUGUGUGAUGUGGGCCCGCAGAUAAUCGGCACAGUGUCCCCCGUCCGCAUCGAGUCCUCUGUCCUCCUCUGUGUGUUUAUCAUCUUGCUGUGGUUCCUCUGCUGUCUGAGGGAUCUUCGCAGCCUCCGCGGGGUCAGUCUGUUCGCUGUGGGUGUCUACAUGGCCUUCUCUAUCACAACGGUCAUCUAUGCCAUAGGCGGCUUCACUGAGCAGGUCGACGACAAGCCGCCGGUGGAGUGGGUCAAGUUCUCCCCCGACGUGAUAGUGCGGUUCCCCACCUGCCUCUUCGCCUUCAACUGCGCGACGGUGGUGCUGCCCAUCUACUCACAGCUGCGGGAGCCCUCCAUCAAGACCAUGCGGACAGUGGCCGGGCUGGCCUAUGGGUUUGUCUUUGUCGUGUAUUUCUGCUCCUCCAUCGCCGGCUACAUGACCUUCCGCGGACAAGUCAAGUCGAACCUGCUGGACAACUACAGCCAAGACAGCCAAUGGCUGAACGUCAUGCGGCUGCUCAUGACAGUAAGACGACAGACACCGAAGACAUGAUGGGCAGGGCAGGGCAGGCAGCGACGCGCUUGAAUGACUCGACCGCCAGCCGUCACGAAUAUAUGUGCUGAUUCUGUCAUGUUGUGUCUGUUGGUCAGGUGGUAAGAAAAAUGAGAGACACUGAAAGUGUUUCCUGCCUGCCUGGACGCCUGCACACCUGCACGCCCGUCGGGCGGAUGUGUGGACGUAGGCCACGAUAUUCAGCUACCCAUUCUCGUGCGUGGGUAAGUAAGCACUUCAGGCACACGUACGCACAUCAGUGGAUGAUUAGAUUGCGUGGGUAGAUGUAAUGAAUGUACUGUUCACUCAUCUCAUCCCUCUGUAUGUAUGUAUGUUUACUCAUCUCAUCCCUCUGUAUGUAUGUAUGGGUAUUGGGUGUCUGUCUGCAGGUGCCCGCCAAGCGUUGGCGUACGUGUUGUUUCGGCCCGACAAGCCCGGCCCCCUGCCCUUCCAUCAGCACGUGGGGCUGAGCACAUUCAUUGUCCUCUUCACUGCGACAUGUGCAAUGAAGAUUCCCGACCUCAAGUAAGACAGACACACAGACAGACAGCCGCAGGCAUAUUGUGUGUGUGUGUCAGGUAUGCAUUUGGCAUCACGGGUAGCACCGCCACCGUGCUGGUGGCCUACCUCCUGCCGUCCCUCUUCCACCUCAUCAUGACUUACAGAGAUACACUGCCCGCUGCCAAGAACACACGGUGAGUAUCCACCCAGCGAGCAGAGAGAGGACCACAUGUGCGCUGAUCCUGGCGCCUGGCUGGGUGCGUGGCUGUUUGCAGCAGCUACGGGUCUGUGACGCUGCAGAAAGAGACAAGGGCAGGAGCAUUUCUCGGCCGCGACAUCGGCAAUGUGUUGAUGAUAGGCGUGUCCUGUGUGGUUAUGGCAGUGGCCUUGACCACCAACAUCACUGUUCUCAUGCAGGGACGCGACAGCUGACUGACUGACAGACAGACAGGUGUACUGAGCUGAGUGUGUCGACAGUGGUCGACGUUCUGCCUGCGACUGACUGCAGUAAGAGUGCAGUUUUUUUCGCUCAUGCAGCUAGCUGGGUGAGGUUGGUGAUGGAUGCGAUUAUGAUGCAUAUGUGAUGCGAGUGAACUCUCUUAAGAGCCAGCUGGUUCAUAUGUACAUCUACA